UCGGAAAAGUCCGCCCCCUCCAAGUAGUCUUUGGAGAAGACGGCCAGCCAUUUUAGUGAAUGAGCUGGCUUUCACAGCGCAACUGUAGGACGGAGAACCUCAGGACUCAUAUUCAACCUAUUUCUCUUACAACUGUUAGUGGGAAUUGACUACUAUGAACUGAAACUCUUCCUAAAAACAAUUAACCAGUAGAUCCAAGUGAAGUGACGCAUAAGCCAGUAGAAUCCAGUGUCGAGUUGUAAUUUUUUGCACCUCAAUGUGUAGCUAGAGGAAAUGGCUGUGGAAAGCAUGACUGUCCAUCCAAACUCCCCAACAACAACCAACCACGAACACAACAGCCUUCUCACUGAUGAAAGGCGAGAGGACGGGGAGCUGGAGGAGGGAGAGCUGGAGGAUGAUGGAGGGGAGGUGGAAGAGGAGGAGCCCAGCGGAGGAACAGCAGCAGUAGGAGGAGAUGGAGGAGAGGAUGAUGGAGGUGCAGCAGCAGCAGCAGCAGCAGGAGGAGGAGGAGGAGGAGGGGGGGGGGGAGGAGGAGGAGGAGGAGGAGGAGGAGAGGAGGCACCCCCGCCAGAGAAACGGCGCCGGAGCAAAGAACGCCAUGCCAGCCCCUCAGACGAAGACAAGGCGCACCGCCGCAAGAGGAAGAGGAGGAAGGAGAGGGAGCGGGAGAAGGAGAAGAGGAGAGCCAAGAAACGCCGUAAAUCCAAACACAAACGCCAUGCCUCGUCCAGUGACGACCACUCAGACUUCAGUGAUGAUUCAGAAUACAGCCCCAGUGAGAAGAGGAAAUACAGGGACUACAGCCCCCAGUACCCUCCCCCGUCUCAUGCAGGCUACCCUCCCCCUCCCCCGUCGGGCCACGGGGGCCCCCUGCCCAAGAAGGGGGCCGGGGGCGGCGGGGGCUACAUGAAGAUGGACAAGGCGGGGGGCUAUGGGGGCUACGAGGACUACGAGGAGGACACCUACGAAGGGGAGGAGGACGAGGACAUGGUCGACCAAGACUACGACGACUUCGCCAAGGAGCUCAACCAGUACCGCAAGGCCAAGGAGGGGGGCGGCGGGGGCGGGACCACCCGCGGGGGCCGGGGGAGCAAGGCAGGAGCCAGAGGGGGCAAAGGUCGCAUGAAGAACCAGAGGGGGCGUGGCCGCGGAGGCAUGAGGGGAGGGAGAGGGGGUAGAGGAGGAGGAGGAGGCCGGGGUAGGGGGGGAGGUGGACGAGGAGGAGGAGGGGGAGGAGGAGGGGGGGGAGGAGGGGGGGGAGGAGGUGGAGGAGGGAAGAUGGGAGGAGAGAACGAUGAUGGAGAAGGAAUGUACGGAGGAGACGACAUGGAGUACGGGGAGGACGACUAUGACAACAUGGCCGAGGAUGAUUAUGAAGACUACUCCAAGGACAUGAACCCGUACAGGAAGAAAGACCGGGGCAGAGGAGGUAAAGGCGGUCGCGGGCGUGGCCGGGGUAAAGGUGGGCGUGGCAUGAAUCGGGGCCGAGGCCGUAACCGAGGGCGUGGCCGGGGCGGAGACCAGGGUCACGACGAGGACAACAAUGGAGACAUGGAGACGGGGGACGGAGGGGGAGGAGGAGGGCAGAGGAGGACUGAUGAGAAGCAGCAGGAUAAGAAGGGGAAGGCAAUCUGCAAGUACUACAUAGAGGGACGCUGCACCUGGGGAGACCACUGCAACUUCAGCCACGACAUCGAGCUGCCCAAGAAGAAGGAGCUGUGCAAGUUCUACAUCACAGGCUUCUGUGCCCGCGCAGAAAACUGCCCCUACAUGCACGGUGACUUCCCCUGCAAGCUGUUCCACACCACAGGGAACUGUGUGAACGGGGAUGAGUGCAUGUUCUCCCACGACGCCCUGACGGACGACACACAGGAGCUGCUCAACAAGAUGUUGGCGGAGGAUGCCGAGGCAGGAGCGGAGGAUGAGAAGGAGGUGGAAGAGCUGAAGAAGCAGGGGAUCAACCCCCUCCCCAAGCCGCCCCCCGGGGUGGGCCUCCUCCCCACGCCCCCCCGGCCGGGCCCCCCCGACAACUCCAGCGCCGGAGACUUCUGUCCCUCAGGGGGGGACUUCGGCCCCCCGGGGCCCCUCCAGGGCGGGCCCAUGCCCCCCAGCGGUCCCCCAGGCCCCAUGUCUGGUCCCGGCCCCUGUCCCGUUCCCCCUCCACCUUGCCAGGACGGCGGGGGUCCCUACCAGGGCCCUCCCAACCCCAACGGCCCGCCCCCAAAUAUCGGCCCCCCUCCCCCCUGCGGGGGUGGGGGCAAGAAGAUCCCUUCCCUGUUUGAGAUCAAGGUCCAGCCCACCGGACAGCUGGCCCAGAAACUAGCCGUCAGGAGUCAGACCCCCGGCUCCACCCAGGGCCAGACGGGCCCCCCCGGACCCCAGGGCCCCCCCAGUGGCCCCCCGCCCCGCUUCCCCGGCCCCCCUCCCCCAGGGCACCCCGGCAUGAUGUCCCCGGACAUGCAGAACAUGGGAAUGGGUAUGAACCAGGGGCCCCCCUCCAUGGGGCCCGGGCCCCCCAUGAUGCCGGGCUUUGGCCCAGGCGACGGGCCCCCCAUGGGGGGCAUGACACCCCCAGGGCCUGGGGGUAACUUCUUUGAGAACUUCUUCAACCAGCAGCAGAAGAUGGAGGGCGUGCUGGAGGAAGGUGAUGACUUCCAGGGCUUCGGAGGGAUGAACGAGAAACCCGGAGGAAACUUCGGCGACCAAUUGUGUGGCUCCAUGGGCGUGUCCGACGGUCCAGCCAAUGGCGGCCCGGGCGGGCCGUCUCCGGGCGUGUCGGUUCCGGACUUCCUGCCCCCGGCCCAGCGGGUGCUGUUCCUCAGGAUCCAGCACAAACAGCAGGAGGAGGAGGAGAGGCGCAGGCUGGCCGAGGGGGGAGCGGAGAGAGACAUGGAAGGAGACUCGGCUAACUGGUACUCCAGCGAGGACGAGGACGGUGGCGGCAGCGUCACGUCCAUCCUGAAGACGCUCCGCCAGCAGAGCCAGGGCCCCCCCAAGCCCGACGGCCCCCCUCUCGACCCCCGCCGCCCCAAGGGCUCCCCCGCCCACCCCCCCCACCGCCCGGCCGACCCCCGUCUCGCCCGAGACCCCCGCCUCCUCCGCUCCUCCGACCCCGACCCCCCGCACCCUGCCCCCGCCCCCGCCGGGCCCCCCGCCGACCCCCGUCUGGCUCGCGUCGCCCCCGCGCCCGCCCCCCCCGCCCAUAAGCCCGAACCCCCCCUGGUGUACAAGCCCCCGCCCCUCACGGCGCCCCCUGCGGAGGAGGAGGAGGCGGAACGUGUGCUGAGGGACAAGCCGGUGCCCAUUCCCCUGGACCCCCUGAUGGGCAUGGCCCUCAGGGACCCGCGCUGCCAGCUGCAGCAGUUCAGCCACAUCAAGAAGGACAUCCUGCUGCACAUGCCCCCGUACGCCAAGACCAUCACCUGGAACCCUGAGGACCUGCUCCCCCUGCCGCUGCCCAAGCAGGACCUGCUGCCCCUGCCCCCCGGCAUCCCCCCCGUCUCUACCCUCAACCCCCGCCUGUCCCGGACCCAGCAGCAGCUCCACACCUCCCUCCUGCCCGGCCCCCCCGCCCCCCUGGCCUCCUCGGAGCCCCCCGCCCAGCCCCCCUCCUCCUCUUCGUCAUCGACCCUGCCCGACUUUGAGCUCCUCUCACGCAUCCUCAAGACUGUCAACUCUGGGCCCCCCCAGGCCGCGCCCCCCCUCAUCCCCGUACCCCCUCCCUCGGGUCUGCUCGGCCCCCCUCCCUCCCUCCCCGUCCCACUCGACAAGCCGGUGGACCCUCGCAUGGCCCGCAAAGCCCCUCCCGCCGACCCCCGCCUCCAGCCCCAGAAAUCUGCCCUGAAGCAGCCCUCCUCCGAGCCCCCCACCCCCGCUCCCCCGGCACCUCCUCCCUCAACCACCGGCUCCUCCCCCGCCAUCGCCCCCUACGACCCACGGCUGCUGUCGGCGGGUGGAGUUGGGCGUGGCGUAGGGGGCGGGGCUUCGGCGGGCAGCAGCGUGCUGAGCGGCAUCAGCUUGUACGACCCCCGGACUACCAAACCAGGAAGCCCAGGUUCCGGCCCUGGUAACGGCUCCAGCACCCCCCCGACCACCACCACGGCCGAACCCAAGCCCAGUGAGCUGCCGGCGGGCAAGCCCAAGGCCAAGGAGCCCCUGUUCGUCCGGAAGUCAGCACUGGACCAGCCGGAGCCCGAGAAGACCGGCGAGCCGGCCACCGACCGCUACAACAGCUACAACAGGCCCCGACCCAAGCCUGCACCCUCGCCUUCCCCCGCGGCCCAGGGAGGGCCCUCCGCCCCUGGGUCGGCCGCGGCCGGGCAGGGCCCCCCUGGACCCGGCGACCAGGCCCCCCCCGCAGGCGUCCACAACCUGCCCGUGUCGUCCCUGUUCAGCCUGGUGAAACAGGCGGCCAAGCCCAGCGGGGGAGGGAGCCCCUUUGGAGGGAACAGCCCCGCCCAGUCCGACCCCACCCCCAGUGAGCAGGACAACGCCUCUCUAAAGGACGUUUUCAAAGGCUUCGACCCCACGGCUUCCCCCUUCUGCCAGUGACCUUUGCCCUCUGGACCCCUCCCAUCCUGUCUACCUGGGUCACAGGGCUGAGCGCUCCUCUGACCUGCUGUUUGAGCCGUGUGAACAUUAACGGGUCGUGGAGGAGGGGGGGGGGAGGGAGCUGGUUGGACUGCUGACAGACUUGUGACCUGUUGCUUGGUCGUGUGCACUUUGACCCAUGGCCUGGUCAGGUGACCCUGUCAUGUGACCCGCCAGCUCCCAGUGUUUCUCUUCAGAUUCUAUUACAGACUUCGGGGGAGGGAGAGAGAGAGAGGGGGGGGAAAUCUCUAUUUUAAAACAGACAGGAUAAUGUAUAGAUAUAUGUGUUUGUCUUUACCAGGUGUCCCUCCCUGCUGAACGAGAAUCGAAAUCUGAGGGCAGUGAAGUGCAUCUUGGUCGAUGCUCUUCACCGUCUCCUAUGCAUUUAUAACCCCUCCUUCCUGUGUCCUCCUCACCUAAUCAGCUGUCUGCUCUUUCUGAGUCCCUGCCCCUUCACCUGUCCAUCAGAACAAUUACCGUUAAUCAUUCGUUCUUCCCUCGUCCAAUCACAAGACUCGGACAGAGAACAUGCACUGCCACGCCCCUCUUUCUGCAGAUAUAUAUCGAGGUGUUAUAAACGAUAUGAAAUGCGUUAACGAUUCUUUGGUCUUGUUUUGCUUUUCUUUUGUUCUUUUUUUUUCUUUUUAUUUACAAAUAAUUUCCAAUGUUUGUUUCUCUCCUGACUGACAGUGUCGUCUGUCAACUACUAGAACUGGUGUCGGUCAUGUUUUAACUUUUUAACACAUCUGUCAAAGUGUGUGUGUGCGAGCGAAGCGAGUCUGUAACCUUAUCACUAGGCACAUAAUGGCAAUCACUAUAAACUGGACUGGGUUGGGCGCCAUGGCAACGCUCCGACACAACCCGUCAGACCCCCCUGUGUUGCCCUAGGGCUGUAACCUUAGCAACCUCCGGUUCUCCUCGUCUGAAUGUCAGGCUUGGGGGAGCAGAGGUCAGGGGGUCAUCCUUGAAGUUCAUCGAAGUUCACACCCCCUCCCUGACGGGGCUCAGAGAGAAGCCCCCCCCCUCACAGCCCUCCUGCCCCCUCACUGCCCAUCCCCCCCCUCACAGCCCCCCCCCCCCUCACAGCCCCUGCCCCCUCACAGCCCCACCCCACAGCCCUCCUGCCCCCUCACAGCCCCCCCCCUCACAGCCCCCCACAGCCCUGCUACCCUCGAGAACACAACCGUAUCUGUCCUUCUGUCUGUCACACGAGUGAAAUAUGAUCAUUUUAAUUUAUUAUUUUUUAUACUUAAGACAUCUGCCUCCCUUGCUACCUUCUGUCACAUCUAAUCAUUUUAUAUAUUAUAUUUUAGGUGAAUAUGUUGUCUGUUGCAGGUGGCUGAGAGACUUGGCCUCUCUUCGUAUUUGUAGGUAAAACUUCAAACUAAUAAAAUCCGCUCUCUGAGGUGACCUGAAUCAACAUGAAAAUCAAGUAUAUUGAAUUGUUUUUGUUUUUCUAGUGUACUGUCCUCAUGGCUUGACUGCACUGUAAACAAGUCCAGAUUUGAGGCCAGGUUCUGUUUUGUAAGCGCCCGUUCGUUGCAGGCGAGAUUGUUAAAGUAUUUAAUAAAGACGAGAUCGACCAGC
Messenger RNA from Osmerus eperlanus (European smelt), 6177 nucleotides. It is a transcript of the gene zc3h4, whose product is annotated as zinc finger CCCH-type containing 4. Gene Ontology annotation, cellular component: nucleus. Lineage: Eukaryota; Metazoa; Chordata; Actinopteri; Osmeriformes; Osmeridae. Gene Ontology annotation, biological process: negative regulation of DNA-templated transcription. Gene Ontology annotation, molecular function: RNA binding; metal ion binding. The record is from RefSeq and is a predicted model, not a curated record.